Molecule: messenger RNA, 4813 nt
Organism: Pongo pygmaeus (Bornean orangutan)
Lineage: Eukaryota; Metazoa; Chordata; Mammalia; Primates; Hominidae
Gene: RAB11FIP4
Product: RAB11 family interacting protein 4
Exons: 15
Coding region: 178-2091 (637 amino acids)
Biological process (GO): regulation of cytokinesis; endocytic recycling
Cellular component (GO): cleavage furrow; midbody; recycling endosome membrane
Molecular function (GO): calcium ion binding
Source: RefSeq, a predicted model, not a curated record
GAGCGGCGGGGGCUGCGGCGCCGCUGCUGACACGGAUCGGCCGCGGCCGCCACCGGGCGGAGGCUGCGCGGCGCAGACCCAGACGGGCGGCCCCGGAGGGCGCGCGGCGAUGGCGGCGGCAGGCGGGCGGCAGGCGCGGCGGGCGAGGGGUCCGGGCUGAGCUGCGGGCCGGCCCGGAUGGCGGGCGGCGCGGGCUGGGCGGGCGCCCCCGCGGCUCUGCUGCGCUCCGUGCGCCGCCUGCGCGAGGUGUUCGAGGUGUGCGGCCGCGACCCCGACGGCUUCCUGCGCGUGGAGCGCGUCGCGGCUCUGGGACUGCGCUUCGGCCAGGGCGAGGAGGUGGAAAAACUUGUGAAAUAUUUGGAUCCCAACGACCUGGGGAGAAUCAACUUCAAGGACUUUUGCCGGGGGGUGUUCGCCAUGAAAGGGUGCGAGGAGCUGCUGAAGGAUGUGCUGUCGGUGGAGAGCGCGGGGACGCUGCCGUGCGCGCCGGAGAUCCCAGACUGCGUGGAGCAGGGCAGUGAGGUCACAGGACCCACCUUUGCUGAUGGCGAGCUCAUCCCCAGGGAGCCCGGCUUUUUUCCCGCGGACGAGGAGGAGGCUAUGACGCUGGCGCCACCUGAGGGCCCCCAGGAGUUGUACACGGACAGCCCCAUGGAGAGCACUCAGAGCCUGGAGGGGUCUGUCGGGAGUCCUGCCGAGAAGGACGGGGGACUUGGGGGCCUGUUUCUGCCAGAGGACAAGUCCCUGGUCCACACUCCAUCCAUGACGACCUCAGACCUUUCUACACACUCCACCACCUCGCUCAUCAGCAAUGAGGAGCAGUUUGAAGACUAUGGGGAGGGUGACGAUGUGGACUGUGCCCCCAGCAGCCCUUGCCCCGAUGAUGAGACCAGGACCAACGUCUACUCGGACCUGGGGUCUUCGGUGUCUUCCAGUGCGGGGCAGACGCCUAGGAAAAUGCGGCACGUGUACAACAGCGAAUUGCUAGAUGUUUAUUGCUCUCAAUGCUGCAAGAAAAUCAACCUGCUCAAUGACUUGGAAGCCCGACUGAAAAACCUGAAGGCCAACAGCCCCAACCGAAAGAUCUCCAGCACGGCCUUUGGACGGCAGCUCAUGCACAGCAGCAACUUCAGCAGCAGCAAUGGCAGCACCGAAGACCUGUUCCGGGACAGCAUUGACUCCUGCGACAAUGACAUCACAGAGAAGGUAAGCUUCCUGGAAAAGAAGGUGACAGAGCUGGAGAAUGACAGCCUGACCAACGGGGACCUGAAGAGCAAGCUGAAGCAAGAGAACACACAGCUGGUGCACAGGGUGCAUGAGCUGGAGGAGAUGGUGAAGGAUCAGGAGACCACAGCCGAGCAGGCACUGGAGGAGGAGGCGCGGCGCCACCGCGAGGCCUACAGCAAGCUGGAGAGGGAGAAGGCUACCGAGGUGGAGCUGCUCAAUGCCAGGGUGCAGCAGUUGGAGGAAGAAAAUACAGAGCUUAGAACAACAGUGACUCGGCUCAAGUCUCAAACAGAGAAACUGGAUGAGGAGCGGCAGCGCAUGUCUGACCGUCUGGAGGACACCAGCCUGCGGCUCAAAGAUGAGAUGGACCUGUACAAGCGCAUGAUGGACAAGCUGCGGCAGAACCGCCUUGAGUUCCAGAAGGAGCGGGAGGCGACACAGGAGCUCAUCGAGGACUUGCGGAAGGAGCUGGAGCACCUGCAGAUGUACAAGCUGGACUGCGAGCGGCCAGGCAGGGGCCGCAGUGCCUCCUCUGGCCUAGGCGAGUUCAAUGCCAGGGCCCGCGAGGUGGAGCUCGAGCACGAGGUCAAGCGGCUCAAGCAGGAGAAUUAUAAGCUGCGGGAUCAGAACGAUGACUUGAAUGGGCAGAUCUUGAGCCUCAGCCUCUACGAAGCAAAAAACCUCUUUGCUGCCCAGACUAAAGCCCAGUCUCUGGCUGCGGAGAUAGACACUGCCUCGCGCGAUGAGCUAAUGGAAGCCCUGAAGGAGCAGGAGGAGAUCAACUUCCGGCUGAGGCAGUACAUGGACAAGAUUAUCCUUGCCAUCCUGGACCACAAUCCCUCCAUCCUCGAGAUCAAACACUAAGGCACGGGGCUGGCUGCAGAGCAGCCUUAGGACCCUGGGACCAAGGGGCAGACCCUGCCCAAGGAUGCAGGCCUAAGCCGGGCCUCACACUCACACUGUAAAUGUCUCUCUGGCCACCAUGCGUUACGUGUACCCGUGUAUAUGUGGGGAGGCUGUGCACACGAGCGAGGGGUGAGUGGCCGUGGCUGUGGGCAGCAUCCACACGGUUAGCCAUGCAUGCACUUUGUGGCCCCUUUGCAAGGGGCAGAGGGUACUGGAAGUGGGAGGAGACAAGGUCUGCUAUCAGGAGUUACUGUAAAAACAAGAACUGGAAGCUCGUGUUUCCGGUACUGGGUAAAAUGAUUCUACCUCUGGGGAUAAGGAUUCACAUUCGCUCUAGUACGAUGGGCUCUUUCACCCCACUCCUAGUCCCCUUGGGAGUGGGAGCAAAUUGUGAUAUUUCCUAGGAGUUUGAAUGCCCCAUAUUUGUGUCCUCGCCAGCUCUUUGGCCACCUUUCAAGUCCCAGUGUUCAAGCUCAGAGAGGAUGAAGGGGCAUCUGGAGGGUCCACGAGAUGGGGCCCUCACCAAACGCCUUGGCCACCGGCCAGCAGCCCUCUGUGAUGUGUGUGCAGAGUGAACAGAGGACUCAGGUUUCAUAGCAGCUAGUGCGGGGCAUCCUCAUCCUGUACCUAUAGAGUUCAUGCACUCCCCCAUCCAUGCUACCUACCUCCCCGUUUCUGUUUUGGUUUUAAGACAAUGAAGCAGCAUUCACUGCUUCAUUGUAACAUGAAGGGAUAAAAAUGAAGGAGAAAGAGGGUUUGGGACGGGUGUCUAAGGCAGGAGUUGACAUCGGGCAACCAAAGAAAUGAGUUUUGGGGAGGAACACAACUCCCAUCCCAGUCAGUUUCCUUCCCAUGGCUGCAUCUUAAGAUGGAUGCACAGAGAGACCGUCUGCCUGGCUCCCUGUCUUCAUUCUCCAUGCAGCCUGGUGAUGGCAGGCCUGGGUUUGGAUUUCAGAAUCCGACCUCCGGGCUCCACUCGUGUGGCAGCAAGACCGCUUCGUUCCAGCGUUUAGAAACACACCUGUAUUUGGUUCUCAGCCAGGGGAGCAGUCGCUGCACUGGUGGGAGGCGCUUGGGAAAGUUGCAGGAAAACCUUAGUCUUCCAUCCUUCCGACCCAUGGUGGAAAUUCACACCAUGGAUUUUUAAUGGAUCUUUUGUUCUAGGCAGCUGGGAAUAGACAUGGUACUUACCUUAGAGUUUUCCAGUUUAUCUCAAUUUUAUAUGGCUUGUGAUUCAUUUUCUUAAUCCAAAUAUAUAUAAACGUGUGUGGUCUUAUUUUUCCCCCUGCAGUUUCUUGUUUUCUUCAGCACAUCUUAUAGUAUGAGAAGGAAGGUUUGGGCAUGUUGGGAAGGGCGGUGGAGGGGGAGUUGCAGAAAGAGAGGGCAGUGAGGGUGAGGAGAGGGGAUAUGGGGACUUGGGUGUGACACCUGCUUGACAAAGGCAGGGCUGUGGCCAGGACCAACCUUCAAUUCCAUUCCAAUCAGACUUUGCAUUUGUUGGAUCUCGUGGCUUCUUUUUAAUCUUUUGUUGGGGAUUAGUUUCAUGCUGCACAUAAUGGGGUUGCAUUGGUCUGACCCAGGACUUUGGACCCACCCACAUCGGGAAGACUAGGCUAGGCAGUCGGUCUUCUAGGAGUUUCUCAGCCCCUUAGGACGCGGGUCUCCUUGGGCUCCCCCAAGGGUCUGCGAAGAGGCAGUGGAAGAAGGCAUGAGGAGAGGGUCUCUUGAGAAUUUGCCAAUAGAAAGGAGUGGCCACGGCUGAAAGGAACAAGACAGAUCCUGACAUAGCUUUGGCCUGGGUGUUAGGUCAGAAGGAGUACUGGUGCGUGGGGGCCUUACCCCAGGGUUGAGUAUUUUAUAUGUGAAAUGUUAUCUGCAUUGGAAUUUUAGAGAAGGCUGCAGAGGCCUGGGUUACACAGCCUGAGUCAGCGUGGGAAGGAAUCUCUGCCACGGGAAAGGCGGGCGGAAGCUGCUGGCAGCCUGGGGUGUGCUUCAGGCUCCUCCCUCUAAGGGGCGCCAUGGGAACAGGCUCCAGAGGCAGCCGGCAUCUGAAAGGCCGCCGGGACCUGGUGCAGCGCCAGAGGGGCCUCUGGAGCAGGCCUGGCUUUUAAAUGGGGGGCUGAAUUCCAGCUCACACACACCUCAAGUCCAACCUUACUUUCUUCAGCCAGAAUACAUUUCUUGUAAAACCUGGCUUGUUGCUUGGCUUUUAAAGAUCGUGUAUGUUUGUAAAAAUAUUCUUCUGGGCUCAAAAGCUAGCUUGAGGGGGCAGAUGCCCCAGGGGUCCCAGCUCCACAGCCCCUGGCAGAUCCCAGACCCCUUGGUGGCAGGUCCCAGAGCCUAGGUGGUAGGAGCUUGAUCUUUGUUUCUGCCCUUACUCCUCAGUAGUGGGGCUGCGAGGUCGUAGACAGGAUGCCCAGUUAAGUUUGAAUUUCAGAUAGACAAAUAAUUUUAGAAUAAAUAUGUUCUAUCUAAUACUUGGGACAGAUGUUAUUUUUAGAGAUAGGAUCUUGCUCUGUUGCCCAGGCUGGAGUGUAGUGGUAUGAUCAUAGCUCACCGUAACCUUGAACUCCCAGGCUCAAGCAAUCCUCCCGACUUAACUGCCCGAGUAGCUGGGACUACAGGCAUGCACCACCACGCCCAGCUAAUUUUUCUUAUUUUUUGUAGAGACAGGGUCUCU